Molecule: messenger RNA, 1569 nt
Organism: Macrosiphum euphorbiae (potato aphid)
Lineage: Eukaryota; Metazoa; Arthropoda; Insecta; Hemiptera; Aphididae
Source: the annotation of a GenBank genome assembly
AUGACAAUGGAUGAUGUCGGUGACAUCGAAGACUUGAUUUCUUCUGUUGCCGAUGUUGCUGAGAUUGGUAGAGUCAAACCUAGGAACAUUGUAUCUCUGCGUCCCAAAGUUAAAGUCAAACCAAGAAGACAAACUGAUCAUCCACCAUCCCAAAUCCCUGGCACCCAAACAAUAUUUAUUAAGACUUGGGGAUGUUCACACAACAGCUCAGAUGGGGAGUAUAUGGCAGGUCUUCUAUCAAACUAUGGAUAUAAAAUAACCGAGGACAAAACCAUUGCAGAUCUGUGGAUACUAAAUAGCUGUACUGUGAAAAAUCCAGCUGAAGAUCAUUUUAGAAAUGAAAUUUCUACUGGAAAAAAAUCUGGGAAAUUUGUGGUAGUGGCUGGUUGUGUACCUCAGGGGGAUCAAAAGUCUUCUUUUAUUCAAAAUUUAAGUGUUAUUGGCGUUCAGCAAAUAGACAGGGUAGUAGAAGUAGUAGAAGAAACAUUAAAAGGACAUACUAUUCGUUUGUUGGGUCAAAAAAAGAUAAAUGGAAAAAAAGAUGGUGGUGCCAGAUUACAGUUACCAAAAAUGCGGAAAAAUAAACUAAUUGAAAUUAUUGCUAUUAGCACCGGAUGUUUGAAUCAGUGUACCUAUUGUAAAACAAAACAUGCAAGGGGCAACCUUGGUAGUUAUCCUCCAGAUGAAAUUGUACAAAGAGCCAUAGAAUCAUUUAAUGAAGGUGCUGUGGAAUUGUGGCUAACAAGUGAAGAUACUGGUGCAUACGGGUUGGACAUACAAACAAAUUUACCAGAACUUCUUUGGCGUUUAGUGGCUAUCAUACCUGAAGGUUGUAUGAUGCGUAUUGGUAUGACUAAUCCACCGUACAUACUCAAUCAUCUAGAGGAAAUAGCCAAGAUUUUAUCCCACCCUAGGGUGUAUGCAUUUUUGCAUGUGCCUGUACAAUCUGGAAGUAAUCAAGUAUUAGCAGACAUGAAACGUGAAUACUCAAUCGAAGAAUUUGAAACUGUUGUUACUUUUUUGAGACAGAGAGUACCUGGUGUUUCUAUUGCAACAGAUAUUAUUUGUGGCUUCCCAACUGAAACAGAAGAAGAUUUUUCUGAAACAAUGAGUGUUUGUGAAAAAUAUAGAUUUCCAAGUUUAUUUAUUAAUCAAUUUUACCCACGUAAAGGAACACCAGCUGCAAGGAUGCCCAAAAUUCCCACAGACAUGGUUAAAAUUCGGACUAAACGUCUGACUGAAUUAUUUCAUUCUUACACCACGUAUGACCAUAGAAUCGGUGAAGUACAGGAGAUUUUGAUAACUGAAGAAGCUAAAAAUGGUAUUGAGUUGAUUGGACACAAUAAAUAUUAUGAACAAGUUUUGGUGGCAAAAGAACCAGAAUUAAUGGGCAAGUGUAUUAAAGUAAUUGUGAAGUCUGCAAAAAAACAUUGUCUAAUAGCUGAAAUGGUGGACAAACCAAGAAUUUUUAAGCAUAACCUUCAAAAAAUUAACGAUAUGUACUCGAUAUGGCCUGUAUUUGCUUUAUUAGUUUGCGUUUUAGCAAGAAUACUUUGGUUAUUGGUGUAA